GGUUUUUAUUUUGUGGUGGAAAGUUUCGAUUUUUGUUCUUGGGUUGCGUUGAUGGGGUGUGGUGUUUUGGCUGUGGAAUGAGGGGUAUUGUUUGCUGUAGUAUGAAUUGGGAUUUGGGGUUGUUAGAAAGGUGGUUUCUAAGCUGCUUUAUACGAGUUUUGAGUUUGGCUACUGGUAUGUAUGUGUGGAAGAGAAGGGAGUAAACAAAGAAGAUGGAUACGUGGUUGAACUUGGGCCUUGUGUCACAAAUGCAUGUGGCAGCAGAGCUACAGGAUUGCAAUAGAGUAUCAGAGACUUUCGACCAGGGAGUUUGCGGAGUAUUGAGGGGCUUUAGGGGUGAAUGUCGUGAAGGAGGGAAUGAUGAUCUCAUUGUUAUCUUGUCUGGUGCUUUCUGUGGAAACAAUUGUUUUCUAGUAUGGUGGCUAUUGACGUGUAUGGUGAUGGAGGAUAUGGUUUGAAGAGAAAUAAUUAGGUGUGAAAACUAAGAUAGAAUCUAUAAAAAUAAAGAUUGAUCUAAAGGCUCAAAAUUAUUGUGUACCGUGGACCACUUAAUAUAGUGGUCCACCCUAGCCUUCAUCUAAUUUAUAUCAUGUAAUGUAAAAAUGUAACCCAUGUAAAACACUGUCUAAAUAACGGGAAGAGAAGGAGAAAGCUUACAUUUCAAGCAGUAUUGUCAACAACGACUAGUAGUAGUGGCAGAACAAACCAGGUCUUUUUCCUUUGUUUGUUCUCUCACGUACUUCGAUUACUCCCAGGGUGGUGGUGCUGUCCCCUGUUCUUUUAGUUGUGGCAAAAAUGCCAGAAGAUAUUGUUUACCAACACCCUUUGUAUGGUGGCAAAAUAUCUAGCACGUUCCCCAACAGGUUCCAGGAUGUCAGCAACAUUAGAGAAGUCCCUAAUCAUCAGGAGGUGUUCGUGGACCCGAGUCGAGAUGAAAGCUUGAUCUUCGAGCUUUUAGAAUUAAAGCCUGAUGUUGCUGAUAAUGGGAGUGCUGCAUGGUUUCUUCAAGACCUUGCUAGAGAACAGGAUGCUGAAGGAAGUGUGGUUAUUGGGCAGUCAGGAGUUCUUGAAGCACCUGGUUUGAUGUACAACAAUUCUCCUGCUGUUGUAACAACUGCAGUGGGUCAAAUGGCAAUUUCUAAAGGACGGCAAGGAAGGGAAGCACAAAAUAUUGUGAAAGUUUAUUUGGCAAAUUUGCGUCUUAAAGGAGUCGAAACUGAUGUAUUAGUCACUGCAUACGAGCCCAUUGUUAUAAAUCCUUUGAGUGAAAGUGCGGACACAGUUGGCGCUGGUGUAGCUGUUCCAGCUCCACAAGCUGGAUGUAUGCCCAUGGACGAGGUCUUUAAACUUGCUGUUACAAGCUUCAGGGUUCUUGACUGGGGUCUUUUUUGAUUCAAGACUCUAGGUAUGUAUGCUGGGAUCAAGUUAAUGCCCCGCUAUGUGGACUUCAGGCUCUAACAUUUUAUUUGAGGGAAAUUUGGAAAAGUUGGUGCCAAUCCCAUAUUUGAUCACUGUAUAUUCCUCAUGUGUUUUUUCUUUGGUCCAUAAGUACUGUCUCUUUUUUUGGCAUUUGGUCCUAUAUUUUAUCUAGUUAUAACUUAUUAGGAUUGUCACUUGAAACUGGAGAGAAUCAUGUGUUUGGAAAUGUCAGUGACUUUUUCCUUUUCGGAGGUGCUGGAUUGCACUUUGUAAUAAUAGUUCACGUUACUUUAGAUGUUGCUUUGUACCCAGCAAUCUGGGACAGAAACAACGUGCCUCCUUGAAGCACUGUGUUUGCAGCACAAAAGGGCCAUAGCUCCCAGCUUGUACGUGGUAGGGUUGUGUAUUAUUGAGUUUUGGUGGACAAAGUAUUUAGACAAAAUGAUGAAAUACUUGAAGGGGACUUUUAGACAGGAGUUGCCUACUAUACACUUCAAAUCAAUAAUAGGUGACAUGUUUCGUGUUAGAGAUGAA
This is a messenger RNA of Cajanus cajan (pigeon pea), 1953 nucleotides long. Its product is annotated as ran guanine nucleotide release factor, putative (Mog1/PsbP/DUF1795-like photosystem II reaction center PsbP family protein). The record is from RefSeq and is a predicted model, not a curated record. Lineage: Eukaryota; Viridiplantae; Streptophyta; Magnoliopsida; Fabales; Fabaceae. Gene Ontology annotation, cellular component: nucleus. Gene Ontology annotation, biological process: protein import into nucleus. Gene Ontology annotation, molecular function: small GTPase binding; guanyl-nucleotide exchange factor activity.